Molecule: messenger RNA, 2049 nt
Organism: Lagopus muta (rock ptarmigan)
Lineage: Eukaryota; Metazoa; Chordata; Aves; Galliformes; Phasianidae
Gene: TFAP2B
Product: transcription factor AP-2 beta
Exons: 7
Coding region: 372-1700 (442 amino acids)
Biological process (GO): regulation of transcription by RNA polymerase II; anatomical structure development; regulation of cell population proliferation
Cellular component (GO): nucleus
Molecular function (GO): RNA polymerase II transcription regulatory region sequence-specific DNA binding; DNA-binding transcription factor activity, RNA polymerase II-specific
Source: RefSeq, a predicted model, not a curated record
AAAAAGAAGAAAAAAAAAAAGAAAAAAAAAAAAAGAAAAAGAAAAAAAAAGGAAAAAAAAAAGAAAAAAAAAAAAAAAACAACAGAGAGGGAGGGGUGAAUCAUAUAUGUAGAUCGAGGUUUCCAGGCUCGGUUUUGGGGGCAUUGGUUCUUUUUUCUUUUUUUUUUUCUUUUUUUUUUUUUCUUUUUUUUUUUUUUUUUUUUUUUGAUGGAUAGUCUCCGAAAUACCUCAAGCUGUUCUCCUGUGUCCAACACGGCCCUUUGCAGAUCUCCUUGAUAUAUAUCUAUAUAUUUUUUUUUUCCCUUCCAAAUAUUAGUGUUAUCGCCACACUCUUUGAUUUUUAGCUAUUACAAGACUUUUUUUAUUUCCAGAUGUUAGUCCACACCUAUUCCGCCAUGGACCGGCAUGAUGGAGUGCCCAGCCACAGUUCCAGGCUGUCCCAGCUGGGAUCCGUCUCCCAGGGACCCUACUCCAGCGCUCCUCCGCUCUCUCACACCCCGUCCUCGGAUUUCCAGCCGCCUUAUUUCCCACCCCCCUACCAGCCUCUUCCUUACCACCAAAGCCAGGACCCUUACUCCCAUGUCAAUGACCCCUACUCCCUAAACCCCUUGCAUCAACCCCAGCAGCACCCCUGGGGACAGAGGCAGAGGCAAGAGGUUGGAUCAGACACCGGGUCACUGCUGCCACAGCCUCGGGCCGCCCUGCCCCAGCUCUCGGGACUGGACCCCAGGCGGGACUACCACUCGGUACGGCGACCAGAUGUCCUGCUGCACUCAGCUCACCAUGGCCUUGACUCCGGCAUGGGGGACAGCCUUUCCCUGCACGGCAUCGGGCACCCGGGGAUGGAGGAGGUCCAGUCAGUUGAAGAUGCCAAUAACAGCGGUAUGAACUUAUUGGACCAGUCUGUCAUUAAAAAAGUUCCAGUCCCUCCAAAAUCCGUUACUUCUUUGAUGAUGAAUAAAGAUGGCUUCCUGGGUGGAAUUUCGGUCAACACCGGAGAGGUGUUCUGCUCUGUCCCCGGCCGUUUGUCUUUGCUUAGUUCAACUUCCAAGUACAAAGUAACAGUGGGAGAAGUUCAAAGGCGCCUUUCUCCCCCCGAGUGUCUGAACGCAUCCCUGCUAGGAGGAGUGCUGAGAAGAGCCAAAUCGAAAAACGGGGGGAGAUCUUUGCGAGAAAGGCUAGAAAAAAUCGGUUUGAAUUUACCAGCCGGCAGGCGUAAGGCUGCAAAUGUCACUUUACUCACCUCCCUGGUGGAAGGUGAGGCCGUUCAUUUAGCCCGGGAUUUUGGGUACAUCUGCGAAACGGAGUUCCCAGCCAAGGCUGUUUCUGAAUACCUGAACAGACAGCACACAGACCCCAGCGACCUCCACUCCAGGAAAAACAUGCUGCUUGCUACAAAGCAACUUUGUAAAGAAUUUACAGAUCUCUUGGCCCAGGACAGGACACCCAUUGGAAACAGUCGACCCACCCCUAUUUUGGAACCAGGCAUUCAGAGCUGCUUGACUCACUUCAGUCUCAUCACUCACGGCUUUGGGGCUCCCGCUAUCUGCGCCGCCCUCACGGCCCUCCAAAACUACCUGACUGAAGCUCUCAAAGGCAUGGACAAGAUGUUCUUGAACAACAACACUGCUAACAGGCACACAUCUGGCGAAGGACCAGGUAGUAAAACUGGAGACAAGGAAGAGAAACACAGAAAAUGAGAGGAGGAAAAAAAAAAAAAAAAAAAAAAAAAGGAAAGGAAAAGAGGAAAAAAAAAAAAAAAGUUAAAUAAAAGGAGAAAAGAGAGAGAAAGAGAUAAUCUUUUAAAACAAAACCGUCUUAAUUUUAGCUUUAAAAAUAUCGGAUUGGGCUUUGGAAGAAUUCUAUUAGGUAGGACAAAAUAAUAAUAAUAAUAAAAAUAAUAAUAAUAAAAGAAAGACGAUAAUUUAAGAUCAGAGGAGCACAAUGGCGCAAGACCAGUGGUUCAGAGUCUCUUGCCAGGAACAUGUGAAGACAACCACCAGGAUUUUUUUUUUUCCCACUUCUGUUCUUUCACAUUUUUUUUUUUUU